This is a messenger RNA of Neoarius graeffei (lesser salmon catfish), 1479 nucleotides long. RefSeq lists its product as uncharacterized. The record is from RefSeq and is a predicted model, not a curated record. The transcript is spliced from 3 exons. NCBI's taxonomy places the organism in Eukaryota, Metazoa, Chordata, Actinopteri, Siluriformes, Ariidae. Bases 81 to 845 code for a protein of 254 amino acids.
UUUGCACACACACGCACACAGCCAAACCUGGUGAGAACACCCAGCAGCUAAGUGAUAACAUCAGCGACUUGGGAAAAAUCAUGACGAUCAGCAAAAGCUCCAAGAAGCAAAAGGCUCCUCGGUCUCCUCCUUUCCUAGACCGGGCCAGUGGAUUCUAUGGACGUUUAGAUGAAAUAGAAACAGAGUUCAGGGUAGAGGUGCAGAUCACACAGAAACAACCAUCAGCAAAGCCUGUGGCAGGAGAAAUGAACAGCAGAGAGCUGCCAGAUGACCAAGAGCACUGUGUGUGUGAUUUCAGCGAGGGCCUAAUGGAAGAUGACGGAGCCACCCUGCUGAAGAGGAAGCCAAGCCGACUGAGCCGGCGCUGGAGCAGGAAAAGCUCCAAGAGGGCCAAGUCUGAUAAAUCGUCCCUGGAGAUGGAUAUCGAAAACACUGAGACUGAGGUGGCGCCUUCCAUUAACCCGAGCCUGCAUAUGCACUUAGAAACUCAGCCUGAAACAGGAUCCGGCAGCAGAGCUCCAGAACCCAUGUUAAUCCACUUCUCCAUAAGAGAGGAAGAUGAUGAUCAGAAACUCCUUCCUGAAGGAAAGGAGAGACAUUGUGGGAUGAAGGAGAAAAGGAGAGAACAAGAGGUGGAGGGGAAAACAGACGUAGAGAACAUGAAGGUCGUUAAAAGGAGCUCGCUUAGGAAUUAUCAUAAGGUUUUGGAUAAAGCAUUCCGACGAGGAUGGGAGACCUUCGUUGCUAACUUGUACAGUGUGACCCUCUCUCCUGUUUCCUCGUCCGUGUCCUCACCAAGCAAGUCUGAAAUGGACAGGAAAACUGCUUUGGCAGAGUUUAAAUAAUACUGAAUUAGAUACUGAUUAUUUGAAUGAUAAAUUAUACAUUUCAGUUGUUAAUUGCCUGAAAAUGUGUUCACGUAGUAAUCACUGUUAUUACAUGAAUUUUUGUAAUCUGUAUUUACAUUUGAUUUAUAUCCACCAGAAUAACCUAUUUUAAUAAUGUUACUACAGUAUCUCGCAUGGGUCUUGUUUGAGGAUGGUUUCUGUUAUAUAACCUGAAAAUGGUUAAUUUCUUGAAAGUGGCUGUGAGCUUCUUGUUUUGGUUCUGAUAUGGGUGCAGGGCGAUUUAUGGUGAAUUUAUGUUACUGUUCAAAAAGCUUUCGUCUCACAGAAGAACAACAAUCUCACAAAACCUAAUGGAAUCAUUUAAGGACUUGUUCUGAAUGUUGUAAAACUGACUGAGCUACGAACAGUGUUAUGGAGACAGAGGUCUUUGGUGUAAUUUAUCUUUGCGAGCAGGCAAUCUGCCAUGACCAAGGGACUAAAACUCCAACACUGGGAGCUCAUAUCUAUUUGGCUUUGAAGUCCAUGACUGAGCCAGCUGACUGAGUUAUUUACGUAUAUGGAUCAUAGGAUGUAAUGAACUUAUCAUAAUAUCAGGACUACAAAGAAAUAAAAUAUGCAUUCAUUGUAAAAA